Molecule: messenger RNA, 3742 nt
Organism: Phycomyces blakesleeanus NRRL 1555(-)
Lineage: Eukaryota; Fungi; Mucoromycota; Mucoromycetes; Mucorales; Phycomycetaceae
Exons: 6
Coding region: 1-3591 (1196 amino acids)
Biological process (GO): SCF-dependent proteasomal ubiquitin-dependent protein catabolic process
Cellular component (GO): SCF ubiquitin ligase complex
Source: RefSeq, a predicted model, not a curated record
AUGUCCAACCGAAACCAUGCUGACCAGGACAACCAAUGGAUAUACGAGUUGGAAAAAUGCCAAUCCAAGAUUCUUGGGCUACCAAACAAAGUCAUGGAACUUAUUUGUAGAUUUCUACCAACUCGAGCCGACCAAUUCAAUGCAUGUCUAAUUCAUCCUAUCUGGGAAACAGCAGCUAGAAACAUUCUUUGGGAAGCACCCAAGUUCUAUGAACCGGCAUCGUUCCGAGCAUUUGUCAACACAGUAAUGACGACAAAAAAAUGCGCUCUUGCAGUCAGAUCGCUCAGCAUGUGUGCGGAUGGACCGGACGACCAUGCUAUAUUCAAGCCAAUUGACAACUCAGACUUGAAGCUUCAUGACACACAACUCACAACACUGUCCAAUCCUAGCUUCAUUCGAUUCAUGGCCUCUCGAUGCGAAAAACUCAAAAGUCUGAAAAUAUACGGAUACAAUCUAGAAAGCUCACAUGUAGAAACACUUGCUAGCAUCUUGAGUGACCUUACUGAUCUUCAUAUUAUUGGCAAUAAGCGUGACCCACAAGACCCAAGUUCGCCACACCCUCCGCCAUUUGUCAUUAAUAGCAACAUACUCUCACGACUUCGAUCACUGGGCCUAGACGGUGUGUUCAGUAUUACUACAUCAUUUUCAAAAACUUUAGCCACCCGAUGCCACAACCUUCAGUCAAUACAUCUAUCACUUGCAGGAAUGAGUGCAAACGGAUUGGCUGAGUUGUGUAGUCAUGAUAUAUUGGAUUUAAAAGAACUUGUUUUUACUCAUGCUGCACAUAUCAAAGACUCUCACAUGACCCAUGUUCUUAAAGCCUUUCCAAACCUUGUUCGACUUGCAGUAGAGAACGCGGGUCAUCUAACAGUCGAGACUAUCAGAGAUGCCUUUACUUACUCCAGGUUUCUCGAAGAUCUUGAUAUUCGUGGCAAUUCGGCAUACCAAUUACCUCUACCCAAUAAAGACAGUGGCAUUGACGACGAGGAAACCUGGACUGUGGCACCCAAUAUGUACCGGCUUGCGAUCCAUCAUCUGGAGAUAAGCAAUACACAUCUCACUCACAUCCUCCGCGCAUGCCCCUCGCUCACUGUAUUCGGUAUCUCUGACUGUGACUCUCUGACGGACGAACCUCUUGAAAAGUCGUUUGGCUGGCUCAAUAAACUUGAAGUAGCCCACAUAAUCCAGUGCAAAAAGAUUGGUAGCAAAACCAUCAACGCUAUGAUAAAAAAACAGACACGUAAAACGAUAAGAGAAGUCAACUUUGAAGGAUCUGGGCAUAUUAGACCAAGCGAUAUCUAUCAACUUUGUCGAGAAACACAUAUACAUCAUCUUAAAACGUUACGACUUGUGAACUACCCGGAACUUAUGGAUUCAACUAUUGGGCACUUUGCGACCGUUUUACAGGAAAAGGAAAGCAUAAUGAUUUUGGACGAAAAGGCCAUCGAGCUACUAGUAGACACACCUAUGGAACAAUACUCUGACCUCGACCAGAAACCACAAGCACGCUUUCUCUCAGGAGAUCAAAUUAUUGCCCUAGCCACUGAACUUCAGCUGAGUUUGCCUGCACUCGAGCAUAUUCUCAAUAAAGUACAAAUUAUGGCACCAGAUAGCUCAGAACAAGAAAGCGACGAAAACUCAAGCUCAUCUCAAGUAUUGCAUAAAUACAGUAACUCGGAGUACGACAAUCAAACCAACAAGAGCCAAGCAGAGUAUACAGACAAUUCCACUGAAAGAACAACAAGUCAACUAUCUACACAAUGGCCCGGCACAAGUCUACCUCUCAAAACGUCAGAGCCAGAAACAGGUGUCAGUUCACCUGAGAUCCAGAACCGAAGCAGUACUCAAGACUAUACAUCUGAAAGUGAGCGAGACACAUCUGGAUCAUUGUUAUCUGCAAGUUCAUUUAUUGGUUCUCCUUCUGAUCGCCCAGAGAUGGACUCCACUGAGAAUAUUAACAACGAAAAAUCUCUUGGUGGAUGGACACAAUCUGAUGGACAAGACUGGGCCAAGGGGGCCGAGAUUUCUACUUUAAAUCCCAAAGCAAAUCAUGAUCGGAAACCAGCACAAGGCGAUUCAAAGCAAAAAGAUGCCAUGCGUUGGAAUGCAAGCAGAGGGCAGCCCAUGUCAAAUGGCACAGCAAAUAAAAAAUUCAAUGCUGUGUUCGGAGCAGAAGAAGGCUGGGGAAAUGUUGAGAAUGUUGUCCCGUGGGAACAGACCAAAGGAUAUGUACCUGAUGUUCUGGAGGCACAAUCAAAUACUAUAUACUGGGAGCAAACCAGAGAUGGAGAAUGGAGUAAACUCUCGGCUAGGAAGUUUGCAGAAUUACCUCCAGCAGCCAACAAUCAGCGCUUGAGCACACCGAUUAGUAGAACACCAAGACGCAGAACAAGAGCAGGAGCAGGAGGAGGAUCUUUCAGAAGCUCAGAUGAUAGUUCGGACAACAGUGAUUCAGAGGUUAUGCGUACUGAUAUUGUAUACAAUCCUGCGGAAGGAAGCUUCCAGCCUAAAACACAAAAACCUACAAGAACAACUGCUCUCCCUACAAGGCCAAGAAGCCAGUCCCCAAAAACUACAAACCUUCCAAAAUACACCGCUACAACAACCACGGCCACUCCAACCACUUCUACUCCUACCACAAUUGAAGGCUGGAAUAAAUUUAGAGCGUCAAGCACAAUGUCGGCCAAUCUUCUCCCAAAUUCCUCGUCUCGUAAUUUCCGUCAACCUCAACCACGAGCUAUAUCCGGAGCCUUAAGGAAAAAACAAGGAACAGUUCGUCAGGCUAUUCCUCCAGGAAAGAUGACAGGCAGUUGGGGAAGCUACAGUGCACAAGCAACUGCUGUAGAUGAUCAACGCCCUCACAAACUUAUCGACACUGACGACAUUGUGCAACCUCAUUCUAACCCUCCAAGCACACCAGAAUAUACAAAACCAGUUAAUGCGGAUUUAAAGAUGUUAGCCGGUAUUGACUUGUCAUUUCCGAAAGAUGACAACGAAAACAAACAAGCACAUGACACUCCAUCCGAAUCAAAUAUACCAGCUGAAGUUAUUAUCUGGUCAAAUAAUAGUGACAGUACAAGCAAGCAACCCCCAGCAAAUUCUCACCAAGAACAAAAGCAUUGGGGUGGUCUGACAGUUAACAAAGACCAGGUUGAAGAUGUUGAUACUUCAAAGGACUCGUUAUUACUGCCUAAAGAUCCAAUUCAAACCAAGGAAAAAGGCGCCGAACUUACGCCUAUGCCAACUUCUCCCCCAUUCUUGGAGCCCGUUUCCAAUCAACUUCUCGACUCAGGUACUGCGACCCCAGACAAACCUGUUGAGACUUCCCCAACAAGCUCAAGUAAAGAGAAACCGGGAAAGAGGGCAACAUUUAAAAUUUCAACAAAAGAUCACGGUGUUCAGUGUCUACUGUUUUUUGAGGGCUCCAAUGUACAAGACUGCGUGGAAGAAUUUUGCAAAAAGUAUUCCAUGGAGGAUCAAGUGUCGAUCUUGUUAGAUCAGGUUGAAGAGCCCUUUAUGAAGUGGAAGACCGACCUCGUUAUGAAAAGACAUAGUAAGAACAACAAGAAGUCCAAGAAGUCGAAAACUUAGCCAUAGUCUUUACUUUGUCAGUUUAAUUUUCCCUUUCUCUUUUGCUUCUUUUCUCUUCCUUUCAUUUAUUCCAUAGCUUUCAUUUAUUUGCUCUCAAAACAAUCAAUAAAUACUGUAAUACAUACAUAUAUAUAUAUGUAUGUAUAUUCUU